This is a messenger RNA of Monodelphis domestica (gray short-tailed opossum), 2260 nucleotides long. The record is from RefSeq and is a predicted model, not a curated record. NCBI's taxonomy places the organism in Eukaryota, Metazoa, Chordata, Mammalia, Didelphimorphia, Didelphidae.
AAAGCAUUUUCCCCCACCCAAAAGUUUGGCCAUGUGACCAGUCAACUUUCACCCUGGAAAGUCCGUCAUCGGAUUUCCCCUUAGCAACCAGACAGUCGCGUUAUCCUCCCCUAGCAACCGGGCAAACUUCUUUGCGGCUGAAACCAGAUGGAGGUCUGAGCUCAGGAAGGACAUCUCUGAUUGGACAACAGGCACACGGAAAUCACCUCUGACAUCACAGGAAGAGGGUAUCUACCUAGUGUGCUGGACACCUGCUUCUAGCUCUUUUAACAUUCCAUAGGAAUUCUAAGCAUCAGUUCUCUGCUCCAUCUACAGCCAAGUUUGCAACAACUCACAGGGUAACUAAGUUUGGGAAAUGAUUCGGUUAUAUGAUACCAUAGAGCCAAAUGUAAUCGAUGAAGAGUUGCUUAAAUUGGCUGUGGAAGAACAGGGACCACAAGAAGAAGCAGGGCAAGUAGCCAAACAGGAGGGCAUUAAUUUCAAAGAUGUCAGAAGUCUGCAACUGGAUUUUCAAAACAUUCUCAGGAUUGACAAUCUAUGGCAGUUUGAAAAUCUGAGAAAAUUACAGCUGGACAACAACAUCAUUGAGAGGAUAGAUGGAUUAGACAGUCUAGUUAACCUGGUCUGGCUUGAUUUAUCUUUCAACAAUAUUGAGACAAUUGAGGGUCUAGAUAAUCUAAUUAACUUAGAAGAUCUGAGCUUAUUCAGCAACCGAAUUUCCAAGAUGGAUGCUAUGGACACCUUAGUAAAACUACAGGUCUUUUCCAUAGGGAACAACAUGAUUGAUAACCUCCUUAAUGUCAUCUAUCUGAGGAGAUUCCCGGAAUUACGUUCACUCAACCUUGCUGGGAACCCUGUCUGUGAGAAUGAAGAUUAUAAGUUAUUUGUCACUGCCUACCUUGGUGAUCUAGUGUACCUGGACUUCAGGCUCAUUGAUGCACACACGAGAGAAGCUGGUUUUGCAAAAUAUCAGUACAGUAUUUAUGAACUGAAGCAUCGGGAGAAUCAGAUGCAGAACAAAUUGGAAGAAGAGAAGGCAAAUAUAGCAGAGCUGGAAAAGCAUAAGGCUGCUUAUGUCGAGUACCUGAAUGGUUCUUACCUGUUCGACAACCUUUAUUCAGAUGACACUGAAGCUGCCAAACUGGCUUAUUUGCCAGGAGUUCCGGAGCUACUGGAAACAUACAAAACCAAAUUCGUUUCAAUUUGCCAGAACAUAUUUGAUUAUGGUUUGAUACAGCAAGAGAAGAGGACAGCAGAAGUUGACCUUUUCUAUGAAUGCCUUGGAGAGGCCCUCAGUGACAAUCGAGAUCUAGGGCUGAAAACAAUCAAUGAAUUUGAAAAGAAACACGUUAAGAUGCUGCACGACAUCCGGAAUGCCAACGAGCUGCAGGUUGUGGAUGCUAAGAUGAGCGAGUGCGCUGAAGAAAUCAGUCACCUGUUUGAUAUUCUCAUGACUUAUGAAAUGCAGCUGGUUGAGCAGUUAGAGGAAUCUAUAAAUAACUUUGAAAGGAACAUUAUAGACAUGGUGGGGACAUUUGUUGAAAAUGUACAAGGCCUAAUGGCCCAGUGCCGUGACUUAGAAAACCAUCACCAUGAGAAACUUCUGGAGAUCUCUAUAAAUACCUUGGAGAAAAUAGUCAAGAGUGAAUUUGAUGAGGACCUGCCAGAUGAUGUCCGAGCGCUUUUUUCCGACAAAGAUACAGUUGUUAAUGCAGUUGGAGCAUCCCAUGACAUCCACCUUCUGAAGAUAGACAACAGAGAAGAUGAACUAAUAACCAAUGUUUCCAAUUGGUGUUCAGGUAUAGUAGAUAAGGUUCAUACUGAUGAACAUAAUAGGAACCGAAAACGAGUGAAGGAAAUCAAUCAAUAUAUCGACCAUUUGCAGAAUGAACUGGACAACUUGGAUUUUGGUGACCUUUUGGAUUAGGAACUACAAAACUCUCCUUCAAGAGGGAAAAAUCUGUGUCCUGCGCUUCCUUGUGAAUAAAAAGCCCGGCAUGGAAAUACUCAUAGCACGUAUCACCCUGGAGGACGCUGAAAACGACAGCGCACAACAACUCGCAGACUUCCAUAACUAAUAAGGACAAAUAAGCAGGUGGAAUCUUGAGAUCUACCAGCCCACCACCGCAGAACAUCUAGCCAAGGGAAGCGGAAAAAGAAGUCGGUUAUUUAGAUUUAGGAGCAUUUGGGGUCUCUGAUAUUUGCCUGUUGAAAUAAUGACACACUAUUUGAAAAUAAAGGAGAAUAAGUGAAUAGUUUA